UUUAAGAAGCAGAGCAGUGUGUGUCUAGGAGGAUGGAGCUGGUGCAGCAGUGUGCAGAGCAUCCAGCUGGAUACCGGGGAGAAGACACCCACCACCGGGGAUAGAGAGCGGCACUGGACCGGUUGUAAUAGAGAUUAUCUCCAUCAUCAUCAUCAUUGUUAUCAAACAGGGGAGGAGAGUGGAGGAGGAGGGGGCUGCAAUCAUCAUGGAGCUGCUGAGCUGAGGACCAUCACUGGCUGCAUACAUAGGAGCUGGGGGGAUGAGAGCAGUGUGAGUGUGUGUUAGGUGGGCUGAUGGUGGGUGUACAUGAUGUGCUAAGUGAUCAGAGGGGGUGUAGAGGGAAUACGUAUUAGGAGGAGGGGGUAUUUAGGGUGUCGUAGGUGAGCUUGUUGAAUAAAAGGGGAAUUUUGACUAUCUGUGGACUUCCAGCGUGUCCUAGGUGAGGAGCAAGGGGCAAUUCAAGGGGUCCUGGGUGAGAAGCUGUUAUAUGGGGUGUUCUCGGUGAGGAGAGGGGCAUAUAAGGUUUCCUGGGUAAUGAGGAAUUAUAAAAUGUCCUACAUGAGAGGAAGGUGGGUACUGGGGGUACAAGCAGGGGUGCACAGGGUAUAGGAACGUUACCCUGGGUGAGCAAAGCUUGACAGGGCUUAGUUAGGGUUAACAGAAGAAGGUGUAAAGGGUCAGCAGGGGGCUUACAGGGGAGGGGGUCAAUAUGCCCAAGGCUGGGACAUCACUGAAAAAGGCUGAUGGGUAGAGUUAUGAAUCAGAGAACACAGGGUGUCCUGUGUGUGCAGAAGGAAAUCGAAUGACUUGGUAGAAAACGGGCAUUCCUGUGACUUGGGAAAGAUAAGAGUGAAAAAGAAAAUAAUUAGGGUGCCCUAAAUGAUCCAGAAACAGGCAGACGGAGUUUUUUCGAGGGUCGCAUUAGUACAGAGAAAUCAUUUUGGAAUAGCCCCCUCUUAUUCAUUACAGCACCAAGAAGGGGAAUUUGAGCCGCAGAAGGAGCAGACCUUGACAGCCAUUCCACAGUGACCACCGGCUACCCCAAACUGGAAAUCUCUCCUGGGGAGGCUUUGAAAAGAACUACAAUCCUUUCGCAAACAGUAAGAGAACUAAACCCAGCAAAUGCCUGAGAGGGGGACACGGAGCCCCCUGACUAGCCAGAGAUAAACAUUGCCUCUGUGUAUUGAAUAGACAGCCUCAUCGGUGGGCACUGCGAAAAGGAGUGUUGCUGGGGUGCCCUGCUAAGGAUACAAAGAAGAGGGGUUCACCUCCUGCAGCCCCCCGGUGUAAGCCUGCCAACAGGGUCCAAAGCCUGAGAAUGGCCAAAGGAGGAUUCUUCCACGUGGAACAGAUAAGGCAAGAAAAGUAAACCCUGGGCUUCCUCAAGACUUGGGCACCACAAAUUUCAAAGAUUUUUUAUUUAUUUUUUAGCAAACUAUGGAUGAUUACCCUUGAGUGUUCCCCCAUAGAGGCCACCUAAAAGGGCAUCUAUGCCCUAACAUCUCACCAUUGGAAAAGUGCCCAUGAUUUACGAGGAUGAGGAAGCUACGAAGGUUUGUGCACUUGGUGCUAUUCUGCCCCCUCUCCAAGGGUCUCCAGUCUCGCCUCCCUGGCAUCAAAGUGAAGUACCUCUUCCUGGCAUGGCUGGGUAUUUUUGUGGGCAGCUGGGUGGUCUACAUGCACUAUUCCUCAUACUCAGAGCUCUGCAGAGGGCAUGCAUGCCGCAUGAUCAUUUGUGACCAGUACAAGAAAGGCAUCAUCUCCGGCUCUUCCUGCAAGGAUCUGUGUGAUGACCACACGCUGGUGUUUCAUCAGUGCCUGUCCUCCUCACCAACACACCAGGUCUACCGAGGGCUGUGGAGGGAGCGAGAAGUCAUCAUUAAGUGUGGAGUCGAGGAAAAUUUAAAAGCAGAGAGCAAUCCAGAUGCAUCUCCCCGCAGGGAGCUGGUCCUGUUUGAUAAACCCACCAGAGGAACCUCUAUGGAUGAGUUCAAGGAGAUGCUGCUCAACUACUUAAAAGCAAAGCUGGGAGAUCAGACGUCCUUGAUGGUUUUGGUCAGGCGUAUUUUAGCCAUGGCAGACGUCAAUGGAGACGGGAAAGUUUCUCUGGCAGAAGCCAAAUCAAUCUGGGCGCUGCUACAGCUGAACGAGUUCCUUCUCAUGUUAUCGCUACAUGAGAAAGAACAUACGUCACAGCUGCUGGGGUACUGUGGAGACCUCUACAUCACUGAGAAGAUCCCCCAUGAUUCCCUAUAUGGCACUCAGAUGCCCACCUUCCUGCAGACCCUCUUGCCCUCCCCCAUCCACACCGUGAUCCACCAGUGGUUUGCUCCUGCUUGGCCCAGGAGGGCCAAGAUCGCCAUUGGCAUGCUGGAAUUUGUGGAGGAGAUUUUUCAUGGGACUUACGGCAGCUUCUUCGUCUGCGAAACAAGCUUCAAAAACAUUGGCUACAACGAAAAGUAUGACUUCAAGGUGGUGGACCUGCGCAAGGUGGCCACUGAGAUGACAAUCAAAGACUUCCUCAAAGGCCGGCACUGUGAACAGAACUCUGACUGCACAUACGGGAGUGACUGCACCGCGGCCUGCGACAAGCUGAUGAAGCAGUGUAAAAAUGACGUCAUCCAGCCGAACCUGGCCAAAGCCUGCAAACUGAUGCAGGACUACCUGCUGUACGGUUCCCCGUCAGACUUGAAAGAGGAGCUGCAGAAGCAGCUGAGGACUUGUAUGACUCUCAGCGGCCUAGCCAGCCAGAUGGAAGUCCACCACUCACUCAUACUCAACAACCUGAAGACGCUGCUCUGGAAAAAGAUCUCAAACACCAAAUAUUCAUAGCAGGGUAAUAGAGGACUUUGUUUUUUAUGCUCCAGAUUCGCAUCUCACCAGCGCAGCUUCCAUCCUGCACUGACAGUGGGAACGUGCUGUGGCCGAGCGUAAAAGGUCUGAGCUGCCACUAAUCAUUUUUGUCAGGCUCAUACAUGUCUCCAGAGAGCCUGUGACUGCUGAAUGUCACUGCUGAAUCCAACAAACUAUUAACAUGUAAAUAAAAGGCUUUUAUGUGACGCGA
This is a messenger RNA of Rana temporaria (common frog), 3064 nucleotides long. RefSeq names its product divergent protein kinase domain 1B (gene DIPK1B). Lineage: Eukaryota; Metazoa; Chordata; Amphibia; Anura; Ranidae. Bases 1537 to 2832 code for a protein of 431 amino acids. The record is from RefSeq and is a predicted model, not a curated record. Gene Ontology annotation, molecular function: calcium ion binding. The transcript is spliced from 5 exons.